CCGCCAGGCGCGGAGCUAUAAGGGCAGCGCGGAGCUGUAAGGAGGGCAGCGGAGAGUUGAGCGGAGCCAUGGGUAACCGUGUCACCCGCGAGGACUUCGAGUGGGUCUACACGGAGCAGCCCCAUACGCAGCGCAGGAAGGAGAUCCUGGCAAAGUAUCCAGAGAUCAAGACACUGAUGGGACCAGAUCUGCAUUUGAAGUGGAUUGUAUCUGGAAUGGUUUUUGUGCAGUUUCUAGCAUGCUACCUGGUGAAGGACUUAUCCUGGAAAUGGAUUUUCUUCUGGGCUUACGCUUUUGGGGGUUGCAUCAACCAUUCGCUGACCCUCGCCAUCCAUGACAUUUCACACAACGUUGCUUUUGGGAACAAGCAGACCAAGUGGAACCGAUGGUUUGCAGUCUUUGCCAACUUACCAGUAGGCGUCCCUUACUCUGCCUCCUUCAAGAAAUACCACAUUGACCAUCAUCGGUACCUGGGUGGGGACAGCCUGGAUGUGGACAUCCCCACAGACUUUGAAGGAUGGUUUUUCUGUACACCACUUCGGAAACUGCUUUGGCUUUUCCUCCAACCCCUGUUCUACAGUCUGAGACCACUGUAUGUGAACCCCAAGGCAAUUACACGCAUGGAAAUUUUUAACGCUCUUGUCCAGUUUUCUGUAGACCUCAUAAUUUACUACCUUUGGGGGCUCAGACCUAUUAUUUACUUGAUAGCAGGUACAAUCCUUUGCAUGGGUAUACAUCCCAUUUCUGGGCACUUCAUAGCAGAACACUACAUGUUCUUAAAAGGGUAUGAGACCUACUCUUAUUAUGGACCUCUGAACUUCCUCACUUUUAAUGUAGGCUACCACAUGGAGCACCAUGACUUCCCCAGCAUUCCUGGAUGCAGAUUGCCAAUGGUGAAGAGGAUUGCAGCAGAAUAUUACGAUAACCUCCCCUGUCACCUGUCCUGGACUCGAGUUUUGUGGGAUUUUGUUUUUGAUGACAGUAUUGGUCCUUAUUCAAGGGUUAAGAGACUAUGCAAGCUGGCAGAAGAAAGCUAAUGAACUAGCUGUGGCUGGUGCUGCAUUGGUGUUUGUUUGAAUGACUUUUCUGCAGUAGAAGGAUGAUGGUGUUUGCUGAAGUGGCACUGGUGUCUGCUCCUUAUGCUAUGAGGAUGAGUGUGAAAAUGAAGCAAUUAAGAUGCAUGUGUAUGUAACAUUGUGUAUGUAACCCUGUGAAACUAGAUGAGAGUGAGCUAUGGUUAUGCAACCCUUUGGUCUAGGUUUAGAAUUAACUUCCUGGGCCAUGUGCUCCCACGUCUGAAUGUUGGCCUGGUCUGCAAUGGAGAAUGCUUGGUGUGUGGACACUUGAAUGGUUGUGUGUCAUUUAGUACAGGUUUCUCUUCAUGCCAGAUUACAUGUAGAUACUCUGUGUGCAUACGACUGUGAAAGCAGGAGGGAUUAGCAUGCAGUAGUAAAUGAUACUGUCAGGAGAACACAAGGGUGCCUUUAGCUUUAAGUCUUGUUUUGUAUUGUGUUCUGUUUUAUAAUAUCUUCUGAUAAUGGAUGGUAGCUGAGAUUUUGUGUAUGUAAUGUGUAUAUUGUGUAUAUUUUUGUACCUUUGGAUCAUUAUUUUAGUAUCUGCUGUUUGACCUCUUUUCCAGUGCUCUGUGAAUCCUUUUCUGAAUCCAUUGAUAUUCUUAGCAUCUAAAAUUCAGUGUAGCUAAGUGGCAGAGCUGAACUGUGGCAUGAAUAAA
Calypte anna (Anna's hummingbird) is the source of this 1732-nucleotide messenger RNA. It is a transcript of the gene DEGS2, whose product is annotated as delta 4-desaturase, sphingolipid 2. Gene Ontology annotation, biological process: ceramide biosynthetic process; sphinganine metabolic process. NCBI's taxonomy places the organism in Eukaryota, Metazoa, Chordata, Aves, Apodiformes, Trochilidae. Gene Ontology annotation, cellular component: membrane. Gene Ontology annotation, molecular function: sphingolipid delta-4 desaturase activity. The transcript is spliced from 3 exons. The record is from RefSeq and is a predicted model, not a curated record. The coding region runs from base 69 to 1037 and encodes 322 amino acids.